Thyridium curvatum is the source of this 963-nucleotide messenger RNA. RefSeq lists its product as uncharacterized. The transcript is spliced from 2 exons. The record is from RefSeq and is a predicted model, not a curated record. Lineage: Eukaryota; Fungi; Ascomycota; Sordariomycetes; Thyridiales; Thyridiaceae. The coding region runs from base 1 to 963 and encodes 320 amino acids.
AUGCAUGGUGCCGAUCCUUCUUACAUCACACUUUUCGGCCUCAAGAGCGCCCAUGCGGCCAUCGUGUCACCUAACAAUCCCAUGAACACUUAUACGGACGGGCUUCAAGACUCGACUGGUAGCGUCAGCCGUCUUGAGUCUCACAAUCAACCGCCUCUUGAUUUGGAAAUCGAUCUCGGCCAGAACAAGAUGGCGCCUCCAGGCAACAUCACUCCCUUCGCGCCGGGCCCACCCCGCAAGAAGCAGGUCAUAUCCCUCGGCUUCUACCGCACAGGCUCCCAGUCCCUCAAGGAGGCCCUCACCAUCCUGGGAUACCGCGACGUCUUCCACUCCUCGGCGAUAGUCGCCGACAUGGAGCAGUGGCGCAGCCUGGCCGAGGUCACCGAGGCCAACGUCCCGAGCCUGCCGUCCUACGCCGGCGGCGACUACACGACGGCCGCCGACUGGGACGCCUACUUCGGCCCCUGCGAGGCUCUCACCGACGUCACGCCCUUCGCCGUGUCCCUGCUGGCCGCCUACCCGGACGCCAAGGUCGUCCUCGUGCGCCCUCGCCCGGCUCAGCGGCCGCUGGCUCGAGCCGCGGCUGACGGCCGCGCGGCGUGGGCGAUGUACGCGGGCAUGCUGGGCGUCGGCGACCUGCGCAAGCUGCGGGACCGGCGCGUCCUGCGCGCGGGCUACGAGCGCCACCACGGCCUCGUCCGGCGGCUCGUGCCACCCGGGCGGCUGCUCGAGAUCGACCUCGCGGACCUGGGCUGGGGCCCGCUGUGCGCGUUCCUGGGGAAAGAGGUGCCGCCCGGCGACGUGCCGUUCCCGCGGCUCAACGAGUCUCGCGUCUUCCGCAACGAGUUUAGGAGGCUGCACCGGUCGAUGCUCGCGGCGGCGCUGGCGAUGCUGUGCGGGUAUGUCGGGCUUCCCCUGCUGGUGCUCGCUGGUGCGGUGUGGUAUGCGCGAACGAGGGUGUGA